AUGGCAAGUCCAGAAACAGAGGAAGCUCCGCCGCCUUUCUCAGGACUCUCCAUUUCUAAGCCCAACGUGGUCUCCUUACUGGAGCAAGGAAAGGAUCCUUGGAUGGUGGAGACAGAGAUGUCACACAGUCAAUUUGCAGACUGGGAAUCUUGGUGUGAAAUCAAGGAAUUAUCUCCAACAUGGUUCAUUGAUGAAGAAGAAAUAUCCCAGGGGAUGGUAAUGGAAAGAAUAACAAGUCAUGGACUCAUAUGCUCCAGUUUCAGAGAAGCCUGGAAAUAUGAGGAUGAAUUUGAGAGGCAUCAGGGAAAUCAAGAGAGGCAUUUCAGGCAAGUAACAACUGUUAAGGAAAUCUCUAUUGGGAAAAGAGACAAUGAAUAUGAUAAUUCUGGGAGAAGUAUCCCCCUGAAGUCAGUACUUUUACCACAACAGAAAGGUCCCACCAUAGAAAAAGUAUAUAAAUUUGAUAUUUAUGAUAAACUUUUUCCCCAAAAUUCAGUCAUAAUUGAAUAUAAAAGACUCCAUACUGAGAAGGAGUCCCUGAUAGGUAAUGAAUGUGAUGAAUUCAACCAGAGUACACACUUUAGUAAAGAUAUAGUUCCUUCUGGUGAAAAGCCUUAUGAAAGUAAUGAUUUUUCAAAUCUCUUAAGUUUCCACUCAUUACUUACUCAACAUCAGACCACUCAUUUUGGAAAAUUACCUCAUGGAUAUGAUGAAUGUGGUAAUGCCUUUAGCUGUUACUCAUUCUUUACUCAACCUCAGAGAAUUCACAGUGGAGAGAAACCAUAUGCAUGCAAUGACUGUGGGAAAGCCUUUAGCCAUGACUUCUUUCUCAGCGAACAUAAGCGAACUCAUGUUGGAGAGAAGCCAUAUGAAUGUAAGGAAUGUAACAAAGCCUUCAGGCAGAGUGCACACCUUGCUCAACAUCAGAGGAUCCACACUGGAGAGAAACCGUUUGCAUGCAAUGAAUGUGGGAAGGCCUUCAGCCGUUAUGCCUUUCUUGUUGAACAUCAGAGAAUUCACACAGGGGAAAAACCAUAUGAAUGUAAAGAAUGUAACAAAGCCUUCAGACAGAGUGCACAUCUUAAUCAACAUCAGAGGAUUCACACUGGAGAGAAACCCUACGAAUGUAAUCAAUGUGGAAAAGCCUUCAGCAGACGCAUAGCCCUUACUCUCCAUCAGAGAAUUCACACAGGAGAGAAACCCUUCAAAUGUAGUGAAUGUGGGAAGACCUUUGGCUAUCGCUCACACCUGAAUCAACAUCAGAGAAUCCAUACCGGAGAAAAGCCCUAUGAGUGCAUCAAAUGUGGAAAGUUUUUUAGGACUGACUCACAACUUAAUCGACACCAUAGAAUUCAUACUGGAGAGAGACCAUUUGAAUGCAGUAAAUGUGGGAAAGCCUUUAGUGAUGCUUUAGUUCUAAUUCACCAUAAGAGAAGUCAUGCAGGAGAGAAACCCUUUGAAUGUAACAAAUGUGGGAAAGCCUUCAGUUGUGGCUCAUACCUGAAUCAACAUCAGAGAAUCCAUACUGGAGAGAAACCCUAUGAAUGUAAUGAAUGUGGGAAGGCUUUCCAUCAGAUCUUGUCCCUUAGGCUACACCAGAGAAUUCAUGCUGGGGAAAAACCUUAUAAAUGUAAUGAAUGUGGGAAUAAUUUUAGCUGUGCCUCAGCCCUUAGACGACAUCAGAGAAUUCAUAAUAGAGAAACCCUCUGAUUACAACAAGUAUAGGAAAGAAAACAUUUAGUCACUGAGACCUUAAUGAAUCUCAGUGAGUUAUUUUUGAUUAGUAAUUCUAUGAAUGUAAUAAUGGAAAAGCCUUUAGUUCAUGAGCAUCCAUUAUUUGAAAGAUCCUGAGUAGUAGACAUCUGUUACUUUAUGAUCUGUUCUAUACCUGACUUACCCCAACUUCAAUGCAUAUGAUUCUGAUAAAACUGUUAAUCAGG
Molecule: messenger RNA, 1940 nt
Organism: Propithecus coquereli (Coquerel's sifaka)
Lineage: Eukaryota; Metazoa; Chordata; Mammalia; Primates; Indriidae
Gene: ZNF527
Product: zinc finger protein 527
Exons: 3
Coding region: 1-1710 (569 amino acids)
Biological process (GO): regulation of transcription by RNA polymerase II
Molecular function (GO): RNA polymerase II cis-regulatory region sequence-specific DNA binding; DNA-binding transcription factor activity, RNA polymerase II-specific
Source: RefSeq, a predicted model, not a curated record